UCAAAGCUCAACUUACACAAGUUAACUAGAUCAUAAAAUAGAUGCAUUACUUUGUUUUUUUAGCCCUCAAAGGUGAGACUUCUGUAGCCAAUUUCCCACAACACACAGUAUUUGCCGAGGUGUAUCACAGGUGAGCUCCUCCCUGAAAUAUGCAGGUCCGUCCUUUGCUCUUGUCCGCUUGACGCGCGAGUUUGCGUUUCGGCUGUGUGUGUGUGCGUGUGUGUGCAAGGCUUCUCAAGGCUUUUUUUCUAGUAUUACGAAAUGUAAACGUAUUUACUGUUAAUAUGGGUCGACGUGCAUUUAUCCUGGAGGAUCCAGCAAGUGGAAAUCCCAACACUUUCCUCUCCAGUCUGGUUGAAUUUUGCGUGGAUUCGGUCUCUACCUGUUUCUCCCAUGACGCAGACAAACUUUGCGUCCCCAUCGGCCUAAGCUUUCUGUCAGCGCUGCUCUUACUGCUCUCAUGCUUUGUGCUCCUGUGUCAGGGGUGCAAAUGUCGGAGACAAAAUCCGGGAGAAACAGUCACCUUCCUCUACAGCCUUUUCGGUAACCUGUGCAGCACAGUGGGAGCCAUUCUGUCCAGACAGCUGCAUAUUCAGGUUUUAAUAGGUGCUGUUGCUGCUGCUGUGGAUGCUGUGCAUUUUAUGGCUUGCUUCCCUUUCCUGUGCUGGAACUCAAAGGCAGAGAGGAGGCUGAGGAUGAUGAGGGCGCGGAGGAGGCAGAACCUUCUCGCAGUGUGUGUACUGAUGGUGGUUGCAGGAGGUUUUCUGAAGUCCAGGGUCACCCAUCGCCCAGCAGACAGGCCUCUCAGCAGGAGGAGACUGCUGUACCUCACACUCCAAGACAACACUGAAAUCCUGGGAUACGUACUUGGCCUCCUUUCCUUUGUCAUCGCCUGUACCUCUAGGUUUCCUGCACUCCGCAGAGCUUACAGAGGACAGAUGUUGACCCAGGCCUACAUGUUCUCUGGACUGCUGUGCUCACUGGCGGGUGCCCUCUAUGCUGCUGCCAUACUCCUCUAUGACACUCAGCUUGGGUUUCUUUUGAAAGUCAUGCCGUGGUUGCUGUCAACAAUAUGCUGUGUCACCCUGGACCUUCUUAUUCUAGUCAUCCAUUGGUGCAGAAGAGGAACCAGACAGCAGCUUACCAGUUUUUCUGCAGACACAGAGAGCCUUUUAGGUGGCUCAAGCAUGUCCACUGAGGAUAAGGGUGUCAUGGAAAGACAGAGAAAGCAGCAAAUUCAUUCUUCAGCACAAGCCAAAACAAAAACAUUCCAGAAGAUGACUGAGAUGGGCCGUUAUAUGGAUGUCAAUGUCCAACCAGCAAGAAAAAUAUGCCUUAAGAAGGUGUUGUCCAAGGAGGAGGUGGAGGACCGGUGUAUCAACAGGAAUGUGCAAUUGACCAGAGUCGACAGAUUCUGCUCCUCAGAUACAUCCCAUGAUUCUUCGCUAGUCAGCUCCGAUCUGGAGUGGGAUUUUGAAGAGGCAGCUGCCCUGUGGAGUGAAGCAACGGCAAAACAACAGCACCCUCUACUACAAGAGAGUGUCUCCUCUCCAAGCAUAGCAAAAUGACAAAUGCAUUUUGCUCUCAGUUAAUAAUGUGAUACACAUCUGGUGCACUGAUUUGAGGGGGUUAAUAAAAAAGAGUGUAAACACUGA
Messenger RNA from Morone saxatilis (striped sea-bass), 1655 nucleotides. RefSeq names its product transmembrane protein 44 (gene tmem44). NCBI's taxonomy places the organism in Eukaryota, Metazoa, Chordata, Actinopteri, Moronidae. The transcript has 10 exons. The record is from RefSeq and is a predicted model, not a curated record. Bases 285 to 1568 code for a protein of 427 amino acids.